Molecule: messenger RNA, 1221 nt
Organism: Cyprinus carpio (common carp)
Lineage: Eukaryota; Metazoa; Chordata; Actinopteri; Cypriniformes; Cyprinidae
Exons: 1
Coding region: 385-1221 (278 amino acids)
Source: RefSeq, a predicted model, not a curated record
UCCACAGAGUCGUGGUUCAUUCCCCACCACAUAGUGCACCACAAUGGAAAGGAUCGAAUAGUCUACAACUGUUCCUUCCAGUACCAUGGUCAGAGCUUGAAUGAACAACUCCUUCCAGGGCCAACACUUGGGCCAUCUCUGUUGGGCGUGAUAUUGAGGUUCCGGCAACAUGCAGUUGCAGUGAGCGGGGACAUAAAAGGCAUGUUCCACCAAGUACGUUUAUUACCUGGUGACAAAUCGGUCCUGCGAUUCAUCUGGAGGAACAUGAACCAGGAAGCUCACCCAGACAUUUACUAGUGGCAGGUACUUCCCUUUGGUACGACCUGCAGCCCAUGCUGCGCCACUUAUGCUCUUCAGUAUCAUGCCCAAGAAUACCGACAUACCAUGUCUGGACUAGUUGACAUUGUGGAGACCUCAUUCUAUGUUGAUAACUGCCUUCACAGUACCCCCGAUCAAGGUGAGGCCAAGGCCAUAAUAGAUGGAUUGCGUCAGUCCUUGCUACAGGGAGGCUUUGAAAUCCGACAAUGGGCAUCCAAUGUGCCAUCCAUUCUCAGGCACCUCCCAUCGGAAGCCAGAUCAGCUAGUAGUGAGUGCUGGUUGUCUCAGAGUAGCACUGACCUGCAAGAACUUACACUCGGCUUACAAUGGAAUUGCCUCGACGACACCCUUGGGUAUAGAAACCGUGUAGCAGAGCCUGCUCAGCCCACUAUGAGGAACCUGUAUAAGACUUUGGCAAGCCAAUAUGACCCCUUGGGGUUCAUCCUACCCUUCACUACGAGGGCAAAGACUCUGAUCCAGGAUCUCUGGAAACACAACCUAAGCUGGGAUGACCCUAUUGAACCCUUACAUCUGCGUGAGAAAUGGUCCACAUGGAUUGCAGAGCUUUCCAGUAUCACCAAACUACAAUUCCCUCGACCUUAUGCUCCUGGCAAAUCCGACACUCCAUCCACUGUCAGAGAGUUACAUGUCUUUUGCGACGCCUCGGAGAGGGUAUAUGGAUCUGUCGCCUACCUUCAGGUCACCGACGAGAGUGAUGAAGUCCAUGUCACCUUUGUCCUAGCUCGAUCUAGAGUGGCCCCUCGGAAAUGUCUAUCUAUGCCCUGCCUGGAGUUGUGCGCGGCGCUCUCUGGAGCUCAGAUGGCCAAAGUCAUACAGACUGAACUUACCAUUCCCACCAAGUCACAUACUGGACUGAUUCAACCACGGUGCUGCAUUGGUUAA